Molecule: messenger RNA, 2168 nt
Organism: Cyprinus carpio (common carp)
Lineage: Eukaryota; Metazoa; Chordata; Actinopteri; Cypriniformes; Cyprinidae
Gene: nf2b
Product: neurofibromin 2b (merlin)
Exons: 17
Biological process (GO): positive regulation of protein localization to early endosome; regulation of gliogenesis; regulation of cell shape
Cellular component (GO): filopodium; plasma membrane; adherens junction
Molecular function (GO): actin binding; cell adhesion molecule binding
Source: RefSeq, a predicted model, not a curated record
AAGAAAAUCAACAACAAAGUAUUCCAAGCUCCCUAUCCAACACAACAUCAGAUUUAUAUUCCACAAGCGCCCAGCUGACGGUUUAAUAAGAAAAUGGACAUUUUUAAAGAGUUUUAAACACUUUUCGACUGCUUUAUAGAGAUUUCCAUGUAGGGGAACCAAAUCCGGUUUGCAUUGUUGUGGUUUAGCGGAGAGACUGAAACUCCUCGCCGUGGAUCGGGCCUGUUUCAGCACAUAACCUCAAUUCUUCGUUUUCAGGCGCUUAAGAAGUCACAAUGUCAAUUUUGGGUCUGAAAAAGAAGCAACCAAAGACUUUUAAAGUCAAAGUCAGCACCAUGGAUGCUGAAAUGGAGUUCAGUUGUGAGGUCAAAUGGAAAGGGAAAGAUUUGUUCGACCUGGUGUGCCGGACCAUUGGUUUGAGGGAAACGUGGUUCUUUGGCCUUCGAUACACAGUGAAAGACACUUACGCCUGGCUGAAGCCUGAUAAACAGGUUUUGGAUCAAGAAGUUCCAAAGGACUCUCCGAUAACAUUUCAUUUUCUCGCCAAAUUCUUUCCUGAGAAAGUCGAGGAUGAGCUCGUUCAGGAAAUUACUCAGCACCUCUUCUUCUUACAAGUCAAAAAGCAGAUUCUAGAUGAGGAGAUAUUUUGCUCUCCAGAAGCCUCUGUUCUUUUGGCGUCGUAUGCUGUUCAAGCUAAGUAUGGGGACUAUGAUCCAAACUUUCACAAGCCAGGUUUCUUAGCUCAAGAUGAACUCUAGAACAAAAAGGUGCUGAUGCAGUACCAGAUGACACCGGACAUGUGGGAAGAGAAGAUAACAGCUUGGUAUGCUGAACACAGAAAUAUCACAAGGGACGAGGCUGAGAUGGAGUAUCUAAAAAUAGCACAGGAUCUAGAGAUGUAUGGAGUUAGUUACUUUUCUAUUACACAAAAUAAGAGGGACACCGAGCUGCUUCUUGGAGUUGAUGCUCAGGGUCUUCACAUCUACAGCCCCAACAACAAGCUCAGCCCCAACAAAUCCUUCCCCUGGAGUGGAAUCCGAAACAUCUCGUACAGCGAGAAGGAGUUUACUAUCAAACCAUUGGACAAGAAAAAGGAAGUUUUUAAAUUCUACUCCUCUCAGCUCAGAGUUAACAAACUGAUCUUACAGCUGUGUAUUGGAAACCACGACCUGUUCAUGAGGAGGAGGAAGGUGGACUCCAUAGAAGUCCAACAGAUGAAGGCGCAGGCCAAAGAAGAGAAGGCCAGGAAAAAGGUUGAGCGUCAGAUUCUUGCACGGGAGAAGCAGAUGAGGGAGGAAGCAGAGCGAGCGAAAGAAGACAUGGAGCGCCGUCUUUUCCAGCUACAGGACGAGGCUCGAAUGGCCAAUGAAGCUCUACUGCGCUCCGAGGAGACGGCCGACCUUCUGGCAGAGAAAGCCCAGAUCGCAGAGGAGGAGGCCAAACUACUGGCCCACAAAGCAGCUGAAGCAGAACAGGAGAGGCAGAGACUGGAGGUCACAGCCCUCAAAACCAAAGAGGAGAAGAGACUGAUGGAGCAGAAGAUGAGAGAAGCAGAACAACUGGCGGUUAAGCUUGUUGAGCAGUCAGAGAGGAGACUGAAGGAGGCAGACCACCUGAAACAGGAUCUGAAUGAGGCUAAAGAUGCAGAACGGAAGGCAAAGCAGAAACUCCUGGAAAUCACCAAAUCAACAUACCCUUUAAUAGCAGCAUACUCCAGCCCUCCUCCACCCACUGGGCCAGAGAGUCCAGAAGUGAGCAGCUCCAUCAGAAUGGACUUCAAGGACUCGGAUAUGAAAAGACUUUCCAUGGAGAUUGAGAGAGAACGGCUAGAGUACAUGGAAAAGAGCAAACAUCUUCAAGACCAGCUGAAGGAGCUCAAAUCAGAGAUUGAAUCCCUAAAGUUGGAAGAGCAGCAACAGGCUGGACUCUACAGUCUCAGGAGUUACGCUGAACCUCCUUAUGUUCCUCACAGCAAUAGAAAUUCUGCCUACAUGGCUCAGAUGGCCUUCUACGAGGAAGUGUGAAAGAACAAUCCAGUCUCUGUUUCAGGAGCAGUUUGCAGCUAUCACUGAAGCAUGCAUGUACACCAAAAAUGCAGCAACCUCACAUACUAUGCUUUUAAAAUUAAUAUAUUUCUUUUCCUUUUUUUGAGCAAUUUGGUUUUGUGU